Baudoinia panamericana UAMH 10762 is the source of this 790-nucleotide messenger RNA. RefSeq lists its product as uncharacterized. Lineage: Eukaryota; Fungi; Ascomycota; Dothideomycetes; Mycosphaerellales; Teratosphaeriaceae. Gene Ontology annotation, cellular component: TRAPP complex. The record is from RefSeq and is a predicted model, not a curated record. The transcript is spliced from 2 exons. Bases 190 to 630 code for a protein of 146 amino acids. Gene Ontology annotation, biological process: endoplasmic reticulum to Golgi vesicle-mediated transport.
UUUGGGAGUUGUGGGGUGCAGCAAGACCCUUGCUCUGCUUGCAGCGAGAGGUAACCGUAAGGCCACAAGGCACGAACAACGAACAACGAAUAACACCUGCAGCAUAGCAAAGUCACGGCACAAAGAUAAGCCAGGAGUAGGACACGGUCUAGCUACAUAAUCUUUUGUAUACUAGUCGACGAUGUGACGAUGGUCGUAUUUGCCUUGCUGAUCAUCAACAAAGCUGGCGGCCUAAUAUACAAUCGGACAUUCCACGAAGGCCUCCAGAAGCUAGAUAGCAACGACUACCUCAUUCUAGCAGGCACGUUCCACGGCAUCCAUGCCAUCUCGAGGUCUAUCAACCCGGCUCCUGCCGUUCAGCCACCGCCAGGCUAUCGGAGACCGCAGACUACUGGUAUCCAAAGCCUUGAAAGCAGUCAUUUUCGAUUGACAUGCUUCCAAACUCCGACCGGUGUCAAACUUCUGCUCUUCACGAGCCCGGAGCAGCCGAAUACGGACAUUGUCGUGCGGAGAUGCUAUGAGAUCUAUGGCGACUUCGUGGUAAAGAACCCUUUCUACGCCAUGGAGAUGCCCAUUCGCGUGGAGAAGUUUGAUAGGUCACUUGGCGCCUACCUCGUUCGGCCCGGAUAGCUACGGGACUGUGAUAACGCGACAGACUUCUCACGAACGGCCACUGCGACAGGAUGUCGGUCGUUCAUGGCGCAUCAGGACCCUUUGUAUUACGAUCUCUACUGCCAAGCUUAUGACUCUGGUACAUCAAGCUUCCGGAGCUACUCGAGUUCGGCCAGUG